This is a messenger RNA of Pieris macdunnoughi, 1314 nucleotides long. The record is from the annotation of a GenBank genome assembly. Lineage: Eukaryota; Metazoa; Arthropoda; Insecta; Lepidoptera; Pieridae.
AUGAAUAGAACUAAAAGUAAUAACUCAAAAACUGAGUGUAACAACGAGAGUGAAAUGAGUGCAAACGUGUACAAACUUAUUACCAAUGAGGAUAAACCACCAGAUAUAAAAUAUGAUAAAGAAAACUCGUGGAUCGCUGCAGUGCAAAUGUUUGUGUCUUUCCUUCUUGCUGGGUUUGGUAUGGUUGCAGCAAGCCUUCUCUUGGAUGUGGUUCAACACUGGGAAGUAUUUCAAAAGAUACCAGGUGUCUAUAUACUUGUACCAGCUCUCUUGGGACUUAAAGGAAAUUUAGAAAUGACUUUAGCAUCAAGAAUGUCAACACAUGCUAACAUGGGCCACUUAGGUGCCUGUUUGAAGCAGUUAGUUGUGGGUAACCUGUGCCUUAUACAGUGUCAAGCAGUGCUCGUUGGAUUCUUAGCAGCCAUGGCUGCAGUAGCAAUGGGAUGGAUACCUCAAGGCUUAUUUGAUAUUCACCAGGCUAUGCUGCUUUGCGCAUCAAGUGUACUUACUGCAUCAUUUGCAAGUUUUGUGCUUGGACUCAUUAUGAUUGGUGUUAUUGUAGUCUCCAAAAAAUUAAAUAUAAACCCAGAUAAUGUAGCCACACCAAUUGCUGCUAGUUUGGGUGAUUUAACAACAUUGGCACUGCUAUCAUGGAUUUCUUCAAUGUUAUAUAGAUCACUUGGCACAAGUCUUAUAUUGCCAUCUAUUAUUAUCAUUAUUGGGGCAAUUUUGGUCCCUGCUUGUGGAUAUGUUGCGUCUCAAAAUAAGUUUACCACUCAAGCGUUAGAUGAAGGAUGGGUUCCCGUUGUAUCAGGAAUGGUUAUAAGUAGCACUGGAGGUUUAAUAUUGGGUUAUACGGUGUCAAAUUAUCAAGGUGUUGCUGUGUUUCAAUUAGUAAUUAAUGGUAUAGGUGGAAAUAUGGCUGCUGUACAUGCUUCCAGACUAUCUACAUUAUUUCACACUGGACAAAAGGAAAAAUACGUUAUAAGUAACACAACUAAAUUGUUGAUGUUGAUGGUGGUGCCUGGCCAACUUGUUUUUGUUUACACAAUUGCUUAUCUCAAAGCAGGUCAUACUUCUGUAACACCUAUAUUUAUUUUAAUUUAUGUGUGUGCAGCACUAUUGCAAGUAUUUAUUUUGUUGAUAAUUAGCCAUUAUUUGGUUCUGUGGAUGUGGAAAUUAGGGUUAGACCCAGAUAAUUCAGCAAUACCCUAUUUAACUGCUCUAGGUGAUUUACUUGGUACAGCAUUGCUUGGUGUAGCAUUUUAUAUUCUGUUUGCCAUAGGGGAUCAAGACAGUGAUCUAGGUGAUUGA